Exserohilum turcica Et28A is the source of this 1940-nucleotide messenger RNA. RefSeq lists its product as uncharacterized. NCBI's taxonomy places the organism in Eukaryota, Fungi, Ascomycota, Dothideomycetes, Pleosporales, Pleosporaceae. Gene Ontology annotation, cellular component: membrane; Sec61 translocon complex. The coding region runs from base 77 to 1507 and encodes 476 amino acids. The record is from RefSeq and is a predicted model, not a curated record. The transcript has 3 exons. Gene Ontology annotation, biological process: post-translational protein targeting to membrane, translocation; SRP-dependent cotranslational protein targeting to membrane, translocation. Gene Ontology annotation, molecular function: signal sequence receptor activity; ribosome binding; transmembrane protein transporter activity.
GCCGACAGCAAUCUCUCUCUCCCUUCCAUUUGUCCUGGUCUUUUUGUUUCUUGUCUCUGGGCCAUAGAUCGCAAUCAUGAGCGGCCUACGGUUCCUCGAUCUCGUCAAGCCCUUUGUGCCUCUCGUCCCCGAGAUUCAGCUGCCCGAGAGCAAGGUGCCGUUCAACAACCGCCUGGUAUGGACUGGUCUCACGCUGCUCGUCUUCCUCGUCAUGAGCCAGAUGCCCCUCUACGGCAUCGUGUCGUCCGACACGUCGGAUCCGCUCUACUGGCUGCGCAUGAUGAUGGCGAGUAACCGAGGCACGCUGAUGGAGCUGGGCAUCACGCCCAUCAUCACGUCGGGCAUGGUGUUCCAGCUGCUGGCCGGCACGCACUUGAUUGACGUCAACCUCGACCUCAAGUCGGACCGCGAGCUCUACCAGACGGCCCAGAAGCUCCUCGCAAUCCUCCUGUCGUUUGGCCAGGCCGUCGUCUAUGUCAUUUCGGGACUCUACGGACAGCCCUCUGACCUGGGUGCUGGCAUCUGCGUCCUGCUUGUCAUCCAGCUGAUGAUUGCUGGCCUGAUUGUCAUUCUGCUCGACGAGCUCCUCCAGAAGGGCUACGGCCUCGGCAGUGGCAUCUCGCUCUUCAUUGCCACCAACAUUUGCGAGUCCAUCAUGUGGAAGGCCUUUUCCCCCACGACCAUCAACACUGGCCGUGGCCCCGAGUUUGAGGGUGCUCUCAUUGCCCUCGUUCACUUGCUCUUCACCUGGCCCAACAAGACGGUUGCCCUCAAGGAGGCUUUCUAUCGCCAGAACCUCCCCAACGUCAUGAACCUGAUCGCCACCGUCGUCGUCUUCGGUGCCGUCAUCUACCUGCAGGGGUUCCGCGUCGAGAUUCCCGUCAAGUCUGCCCGCCAGCGUGGUGUCCGCGGCUCCUACCCCGUCCGCCUGUUCUACACGUCCAACAUGCCCAUCAUGCUACAGUCGGCUCUGUCGUCCAAUGUCUUCUUGAUCAGCCAAAUGCUCUACAGCCGCUUCUCUGACAACCUUCUUGUCAAGCUUCUCGGCGUUUGGGAGCCCAAGGAGGGCUCCGCCCAGCUUUUCGCCACUUCUGGUAUCGCUUACUACAUGUCUCCCCCUCUGAGCAUCACCGAGGCUCUCUCUGACCCCCUCAAGACGGCCAUCUUCAUUGUAUACAUGCUCGUCGCUUGCGCCGUCUUCUCCAAGACGUGGAUCGAGGUCUCGGGUUCCUCUCCUCGCGACGUUGCCAAGCAGCUCAAGGAGCAGGGUCUGGUCAUGGCUGGUCACCGUGAGGAGUCCAUGUACAAGGAGCUUAAGCGUGUCAUUCCCACUGCGGCUGCUUUUGGCGGUGCAUGCAUUGGAGCUCUGUCUGUUGGUAGCGACCUCCUCGGCGCUCUUGGCAGCGGUACUGGUAUUCUUCUGGCCGUCACCAUCAUCUAUGGAUACUUUGAAAUCGCCGCCAAGGAAGGCGACAUGUCUGGUCUCAAGGGCAUGGUUAUGGGCUAGGUUGGCUCAUUUGGGAAUUCGAUUCUGUUGUCUUGGAAGGACGAAAUGUAGGGGUUGAGUGCUUUUGCAGCACGUUGUAACAUAUGAUUUAAGAAACAAAAAAGUCUGCGAAGGAAUCACGGCGUUUACGCAUUGGAACGUGACAUGGCUAGGUCAAGAGGGCAGUCCUUCUGUAAUGUAUCAUUGUUAACCUCAAGGAAUGCAUUUUAUCAGAUGUAGGCAGGAUAGCUAAGGGUGUGCUCGCUAUUGCCGUAGUAGAGGACAUGCUUGGCUUUGGGCCUGCGUCAUUGCUUGUGACUGUGGAGAUAUGGCCGCAAUAGGAGUGUGGGUGAUGCAAGACAUGGCGUCUGUGCAGAAUAGACUUUGCAUGGGUAAUAGAUACGCGAGUGCGAUGCCCUGGACAUGCUACGGAUGGAUGGGGCAUUGGCUUUGU